Messenger RNA from Lachancea nothofagi CBS 11611, 3240 nucleotides. The record is from the annotation of a GenBank genome assembly. NCBI's taxonomy places the organism in Eukaryota, Fungi, Ascomycota, Saccharomycetes, Saccharomycetales, Saccharomycetaceae.
AUGGAUGCAGUUAGAUCAAUAAACAGACUGCGUUCGUCUUUUCUGCGUGAGUCUUCAGAUGAGGAUCAAGCUAAACGCACAAUAAAACCUUUUACCCUUGACGUCAAUGAGACAGGCCAACUACCAAAAGAUUUGCAGGCUUUGUACCGCUCUAAAAGUGGGCAAGAUCUCUUGGAGAUGCUUGAGUCACCGCCGAUUUCAGAGAAUUACAUGGCUAGAAUUGAGUCGUUACAAAAGGCGCGGUUUCAGAAGGCACCGGUGACCACCGGUAGUAUUAGCAGAUCCAGAGCUAGUCCUGGCGGUGAAAACAUAACGAAUCAUGUAAAUACUGGUUCAAAGAGUGAACGGAAACCUCCCAGAGACGGAUCUUAUAAUACAUUGGAAGCGAAAACCCCCGAUUCGAAAGCUCCGCCACCCGUUGGACCUUCGACAGCAGGGGGAGAUCCUGAGCCUUCAACACAUUCUAAUAACGACUUAAGUACUCGGACUCCUCGACCUGCACAAGAUCCAAAAUCGAAGCGGAAAGCGCUGCUGUUCUCCAGAAUAUUCAAAGGACAUGGCCACGAAAAUGUUAAUCAGCGCAGACAACCGUCAACAAAUGGAGGAACAGAGGGAGAUCAGACUAAAGGUAUGCAGUCUAAGUUGCACUUCUAUGAUGGUGCAUUCAACUACGACGAAUCGUUAGAGGAUGAUGAUGAUGAUGAAGACGAUGACGACGACGACACCAAACAAAACGACGAGUUUUUUCUUGGCGGUUUGCCCACAAGCGAUGACAUGAAACAUAACAAAUCUACGAAAUUAGUGAACCUGCCACGCUAUGCACAAAAUGUGCUUUCGGUAUCGGACGCCAAAAGCAACUCAGUUCUCGCCCUCGUCGAUGGCAAAGGUGCUCUUUCGAUGAAUGACAUUGAAACCCUCAAAAGUGGAGCGAGAAAAGAGGAUAUAUCUGAUCUUGAUUCGUAUAUGGACGAAGAUGAUUUGAAGGAGCUAGACUUCGAAAAUGAGAAAGGUGGUAAGUCCAAUGGGGAGGGGCACAAUCCAAUUCACGCACAAUUGUCAUCUGUAGGAAUUAUAGAUGAUAGUGAUGGAUCACUCUCUGAGGACAACAGUUUCUCUUCCUCUGAUGCGUCCUCGUACGGACGAUCAUUGUUAGACUCGGACAUUGAGUCAUUAGACGGACCGAGCUAUAAUCGUGAGCGAAUUUCUAACAGCUCGGUUAUUGAUGAGUCGAUUCUGGCGGAUGAUCUCCUUCACUUAGAUUCCAUGCCUCGCAAUUCUGUCCCUCGCUCCCAUGCUUUCAAACUCUUAAAUGGCAGCCAACAAUCAGCAUUUAUCAACGAUAGCCCGCUAGUAAAACCGGGGGAAGAAAGAUUGAGAGUUGAAGAACACAAUAACUCUUCUGCCCGCUGCUCUGUUAACAGUGGUGCAGGAAGUAGAAAAAGUAACUCCAAUGCACGAAGCUUAUCAACCAGUGUCGCAAAAUGGGGUAAAGGUUCGAUGCAGAGUAAUGUCAAUGAGAACGACCAUAGCGGAUUCGUUAAGAAUGGAAGUAAGCACAAAAGAUCUGCAAGUGACAUAAAAAAUACACCGCAACUUGUGCUGUCGGGCUUUGACCCUACAGUUUUCUCAAAAAUUAUACUUCCAGAUGGGGAAUGUCCUGCUUCCUCAAACUUGACAAACAUGCUCAAUGAAAAGAAAAACAAGAACUCCAAUCCGACGAGCUACUUCUCCUUUGUUUCAGGAGAUCAAGUGCCCAAGUCUGAAUCAACUAUAUUACACGUUUACGUUCAUGAUUCUACAAAGUACAAGAAGGAUCCGGUUUUGAUCAGUGUUAGGAAAUCUGCUUCUACUUUCGAAGUUAUUGGUUUUAUACUAUACCAGUUUUCUGGGAAGCUUAAGUCCACUCGCGAAAAUGACAGUUUGAGUGAAAAAUUUCUAGUAAAUCCAAAUUACUUCGUGCUUAAAAUUGUAGACGAAGAAGGGGAACCUUUUGAAGAUAAUUUCGGCACUAUAGACCGUAAGAAGUUGAUAGGGAGCCUUUUUGAUAAUGAGGUGGUUCUCUGCAAAGUAAAGAACCAUCAAGAGUUUGAAGACAACGAGAAUCAAACUCCUUUACCUUAUUCUGAAGAUCAUGAGAGUACUGGUGAUUAUAUUUCUGCGAAUAAGAAUCGAGCUGAUAUAAGCAUUAAUCAGUUAAGUUAUUACAAGCCAAUUUUAAGCACAACAACAAAUAACGCUAACGCAAAAGAUGACAAACUGGUUGAUGUUAAAGUGUUCUUAUAUCCAAACUUGAACCCUGAUUUCAACUACACGAUCAUAAAGGUAUCAGUUUCGACCCCGCUCAACGCAAUUCUCUUGCAGUACUGUAAGAUGAAAUCUAUGAAUCCUUCUGACUAUGCUUUAAAGCUGUGUGGUAAGCGUAUUGCAGCCAACUUAGAGGACAAUGUUGGAGAGUUAGAUGGUAAUUAUGAACUGGAACUUAUUACGAGAAAAGAGAUAAAAGCGUUAGGCCUGAAAAAGAUGAAAAUGGCAACCUUCGGUAAGCCAACUCUUCCUACGAUCCAGAGCGCAGAUCUUACACCUGACGCAGUGGAUUCUAGAGAACGUUUCUUAGCUGCUACAAACACAUUAAAGUCGUCUGACAGUGUUGCUCCUGAUGCAGAUAGCAAGAAAGCCCUGGCUCUUCUAGGCAAGAGAGGCUCGGUCAAGUAUAGGCGUGGUUUGUCGAAGUUUUCACAAGGUAGCGACAUUAACAGCGGCGCUACGGGCUUUUUUAAACUUAAGAACUCUUCCAAGACUUCGCUGCGCAACCACAAUAAUGGGAAUCAGCAUUCAUCUUCCGAUAAUUCUGCGUUGAAUUUAGACACAAGUUACAAGGACGUGUUUGCAGGAGCGUACUACAAGUACAGAGUUUGGAGACGGCAACAAAUGUCAUUCAUCAGCAAGCAUGAGAGGACCCUGGCUAUCGAUGGAGACUACAUUUACAUCAUUCCACCAGAGAAUGGGUUCAACUGGCAUCUCGAAAACGCCAAAACCAAAUGCUUUCACAUGAGCCAGGUAUCUUUAAUUCAAAAGUCUAAGCGCGUUCCCGAAUAUUUCAAGAUAUUUGUCGAUAGACCUACAGGAUUGAAACGUUACUACUUUGAGGCUGUCAGCUCGGCAGAAUGCGUCGAGCUUGUCACUAGAAUACUAAGUCUUUUAUCAGCGUAUAAAAUGAACCACAAGGGGAGUGCUCUAUAG